AUGCCGAAGGGCAACGACCGAUUUCCUCAACCCGCAAUACACUUGUUGCCCCCCUCGUCCUCCCCGACCCUCCGACCGCAUUGUGCCCCCGGACACAUCCAGACCGUUGCCGUCCCCGUCCCCGUCCCCCUUCAUACGAAUACCACCAACUCGACUGCCGCCUUCGCCGCGAGAACGAUCCCUCCCCCGAUCACGAACCACACGAUCAGGUCAACUGCCGCUGCCGCUGCCGCUGCGACUCCCGAGGCUCCUGCCUUUGCCUCCCCCGCCGCCUCGACCGUCAAUCCCUUCCAGGACCCGGGUUUCCAGCCCAGCAACCCCCGUUACCUCCCGGCCUCGCCGCCCCCGACUACCAACAUCUUUUCUCCCGACGGACAAUGGACAACUCCCGAUAUUAGUCGGUAUGGUCUGACAUAUAGCGCUACACCUUGCGAGAAUCCCUUUGACGCCAUCUCCAAGUCUCUCUUGACCCCUACUUCGGACCUCACAUCUCCUACCACCGCUUCGCCCACACAACUAUCGCGUCCGCGCCUCACCAGGCCACCAACUCUGCAAGGGAAGCGUCAGUCUGACGAAGAGACGGCACAGAUCAGGGCACAGUCCUCGCCUUUGAAGAAGCCGCGCCGUCUUGCUCCCCCGAAAAGCAUCGAUUUACCCAAGCUACCUCAUCCCUCGACCAUCCUGGCUAGGCAUAAUCAGGCUGCCGUCACCUCUCCUUUGUUUUUCUCUCGCUCCGACAUCCGUCGACCGAUGCCCCCUCGACCGAGCCAUCUCCCUCCCUCCGACGCUGCUGCCGUGCUGCUGGCUCGUCUGAGGGAGGAUGCGGACGGCGUUCAUACCGUUCGCUUGCCCCGUGGCACUGUUCAUGCCCAGAGCUCGGCCCGAUCCGGCAGCACUCCCGGGAGCAGUAGCUUGUCGUCUUCGGCAGAGGCGACCUUCUCGUCGUCGCGGAGCCCCAACAGCCAAUCUGUUCCCCCGGGCCUCCAAAUACUGAGGAAUAUUGGUGUGGUGGAACUCCUCGAGCAAGAUGAGCGCCCGACGCUCAUCAUAGACCUCGCAAAUCCUGUCAACUCUCAGAGGACAGCCCUCCACCUACUAUACGCCAACGCUGCUCUCCGCGCUUCUGUUGGUGUGUUGGAACUGCUUUCCGUGGAAGGAGAUCAGGCGGCAAAUAAUGUCGAAUACAUGCGGUUCAAAGCAUGGGCUAUGAGUUUUGUUCGGAAUCAGGAAUCCCUGGACGUGUGUCUGCCCUCUCACCACUAUGGAGGCAUUACAUGGACCUGCUCUACGCUUCGCAAGCGCUUUCGCUUCGUUAGCGGGAACUUGAGCGCCGUGUCGACUGCGCCCGACUCGCCAGCGCCGCUCGCCGAAGAGUCGGCGGUCCUGGAGCAACGAAGCAGGGGUCCCACUCCGAAUCAACCAAACAAUGUUCAAAUGGAAGACGAGCCUGACUACUUCGGCGAUGCCAUAUCAGAAUCCCCUGAGAUGGACGACACGCCUCUUGGCGGCGACUGCGUCAUGGUGGAUAACGGCGAGAGGCAUCACACCGACGAGUUUACUCAGCAGGUCUUCCAGGCGGCUUUGUUGAAACCGUCUUUCGAUUGGACACGGAUUCAAGUAACUGACGAUCUGAACGACCACAUCAAAUUUGCCCGCAACAUCGACUGGGCUUCAACAAUGCUGGGUCCCAUAGAACACUGGAGCGCGGAUCUGAGAGCAAUGGCCAAUAUGGUUAUGGGUAGCCCCCACCCUGCGGCAAUGUACUGGACUAGAGACAGUGUCAUUCUUUACAACGAAGCCUACGUUGAGCUUGCCGGCCAAAAACACCCGAACCUUAUGGGAAUGCGGUACCAAGACGGCUGGAAGGAAAUCUGGGACGAUCUUGAGCCAAUUGUGGACAGCGCUUGGGAGAACGGGCAGUCGGUCAUGAAAAACGACAACCAGCUUUUUAUCAUCCGACACGGUUUCCUGGAAGAGACGUUCUUCUCCUGGUCCCUUAUCCCAUUGCUAGGCAGCGACGGCCAGGUUGUCGGGCUUUACAAUCCUGCGUUCGAAAAUACCCGCCGCAAGAUCAAUGAACGCCGAAUGUUGACUCUGCGGGAGGUUGGCGAAAAGACUGCUGCAGCUAAGGACGUCAGGAACUUUUGGCCAAGAGUCAGGGAGGGCCUCGAGUUCAACGACUUGGACGUCCCAUUCGCUCUCAUCUACUCCGUCAAGGAGGACACUGAGAGCGAGGUGUCUUCCAUGCAUUCUGGCAGUAUUGCGCACCCGCCUCUUUUGCAGCUGGAGGGCUCAUUGGGUGUUCCCGAUGGGCACCCGACAGCUCUAUCUCAUCUCGAUCUGAAGUCAUCAGACGAAGGUUUCGCGCCUUAUAUGCGUCAGUCCAUGACGAUGCAAGGAGCGCCUAUCGUCCUCUCUGCCGAAUCAGGUACCCUGCCAACUAAGCUGCUGGAAGGGAUGGAAUGGAGAGGCUUCGGGGACCCGUCCAAAACGAUUGUCAUCCUGCCUGUUCAUCCCACUACUGCUGGCGAGUCCGUGGUCGGCUUCAUCGUUCUAGGAACCAACCCCCGUCGGCCAUACGACGAUGACUAUCAACUCUUCAUCCAUCUUCUUUCCAGGCAAUUGGCCACCUCGAUGGCUUCCGUUGUGCUCUUUGAGGAAGAAAUCAAGCGUGGCCAGAGAGCCGCGCGCCUGGCUGCCUUGGACCGCCAAGAACUGCAGAUGGAACUUUACCUAAGGACACAAGAAGCUGUGGAAAGUGAAUACAAGUUCUCACGAAUGGCCGAAUUCGCACCGGUCGGCAUGUUCAUUGCUAAUGACAAGGGAAUGAUCAACUUCGCCAACGACAUGUGGUGGCAGAUCUCAAGGCAUCCAAGGACGGAGGACAGCGUCAACACUUGGAUGCGAAGUGUGCGGGACGAAGACCGCUCAGGUGUCGAGCGAUCCUGGAAGAAACUCAUCCAGGAAAAAGAAGCAAUCACAAUCGAGUUUCGAUUCAAAUGCAGUCGUCAGAAUGGGGUUAACACUAUCGACACCUGGGUACUAUUGAGUGCCUUCCCGGAAAGGAACGAAGAUGGCGAUCUGAAGAGCAUUUUCGGUUGCAUCACGGACAUCUCGCCCCAAAAAUGGGCCGAAGAUUUCCAAAAGCAGCGGAGGGAAGAGGCGGUCGAGCUCAAGCGACAGCAAGAGAACUUUAUCGACAUUACCAGUCACGAGAUGCGCAACCCGCUUAGCGCGGUUCUGCAAUGUGCAGAUGAAAUCGUCAACAGCAUUGCUGAAUUCAAGUCCCACCAGCUCGACAAGGAGCUUGAGGUUCUGUUAGAUGGCUGUACGGAAGCGGCCAGCACCAUCAAUCUUUGCGCGAGCCACCAGAAGCGUAUCGUGGACGACGUGCUUACGCUGUCGAAGCUCGAUUCGCAGCUACUAUUGGUCACACCCGUCGACUCGCACCCCAUCACGAUUGUGCGACACGUCAUCAAGAUGUUCGAGUCAGAGUUGAAUACCCACGACAUUCGCCUAGAGUUCACCAUCGACCCGGCGUAUUCCAGCCAUGCUGUCGAUUGGGUCAGGUUGGAUCCGUCGAGGUUGAGACAAGUUCUGAUCAACCUCAUGACCAACGCUAUCAAGUUCACCCAAGGUCGCGAGAAACGUGAGAUUAUCAUGAGGAUGAGUGCGUCCAAGCACAUCAGUGAGGUCAUUCAGAAGGGUGUUUCGUUCUUCCCCACCCGUAAGGAGGAUGUUAAGGCUUUCACCCACGAGAAGGACUGGGGUGAUGGAGAGGAGAUCAACCUUCACUUCUCGGUGCAGGACACGGGUCCCGGCCUGCGAGACGAUGAGAAGAAGCUUCUCUUCCAACGAUUCUCGCAAGCGUCGCCGCGUACCCACGUACAAUACGGCGGGUCAGGCCUUGGGCUUUUCAUCUCGAGAAUGCUUGCGGAGCUUCAAGGGGGUCAAAUUGGCGUCAUUUCGGAGAAGGGCAUAGGCAGCACCUUUGCAUUCUAUGUCAAGUGUCGCAAGACGCCGGCUCCAAACGCCGAGUCCCCGUCGCUCUCGGCGCUGAAUCUUGCACGUCCGCUCAAAGUUCAACCGACCUCGGCGCCAUCAACCCCACCUCCCACCACCCUGCCACGACGCCCAUCGUACCGUAAGGCCGUCACCGAAGGACCAAUACCCCUGGAUGUUUUGAUUGUGGAAGACAACAUCGUGAACCAGAGAGUCCUCCAGAAGCAGCUCAAGAAUUGCGGCAACAACACACAUGUUGCUAACCACGGUGGAGAAGCUCUGGACCAGCUGAAGAGAUCCCGCUUCUGGUCCGGAAAUGAGGCACAAGGCUUUGACCUGAGCGUCAUCCUAAUGGACUUGGAGAUGCCGGUCAUGGAUGGAAUGACUUGCGCGAAACGCAUUCGUGAAUUAGAGAGGGAAGGGACUCUCAUCUCACACAUUCCCAUCAUCGCCGUUACGGCUUACGCGCGGCCCGAACAAAUCGAAAGCGCGAAAGCCGCCGGUAUCGACGAUGUGAUUUCCAAGCCUUUCAGAAUACCCGAAUUGAUACCCAAGAUUCAGGAGUUGGUUGCGAAGUACAAGGAUCUCUCUGUGACAGCGCCCAUGACCUCAUCUUAA
Colletotrichum karsti is the source of this 4620-nucleotide messenger RNA. RefSeq names its product hsp90-like protein. The coding region runs from base 1 to 4620 and encodes 1539 amino acids. Gene Ontology annotation, biological process: phosphorelay signal transduction system; regulation of DNA-templated transcription; phosphorylation. The transcript has 2 exons. Gene Ontology annotation, molecular function: phosphorelay sensor kinase activity. The record is from RefSeq and is a predicted model, not a curated record. Lineage: Eukaryota; Fungi; Ascomycota; Sordariomycetes; Glomerellales; Glomerellaceae.